AAUUAGAUUAAGUAUUUGACGCCCGUUUGAUACAAUUAUUGAUUUUUUUACCGUAAUUUUAGAUAAACCUGUCAACUAAAUUCUGUUCAUUUUCAUUGUUUGAUGGCGUUCCUGAAACAGAGAAGAAGUGAACCGACAUCUGUGGUUUCUAAUUGGUAAUUUCUGGGAAAAUUUGGGGUUUUCCGGACAUGGGCUUUCGACUUUUUGGUGCAAAUUGAAAACCCAUCGACGGAUUUGUCAAAUUCGAUGAAAAGGUGAUGGCAUUGAAGUGAUCGAAUUGGCAGAAAGAGGUUCGUAUGGCGAACUUUCUUGGUGGGUUUGUAUUGCCUCUGCUGCUCCUAACAGCUGCUGUAAUCAACUGGAGUCUGAUCUCUCUAGUUGAUUUGAUAGCUUUCCUUCUCGUUCAAUAUAAUGCAUCAAAAAUAGGCUUUCGUUCCCGAAGGCGGUUUUGGUUACUAUGGCCUAUUAUCAUCUUUUCCUUGCUUGUCAUUCUUUCUCAAGUAACAUUUCUUGUCGUAUGGACCGUUGAGGGAAAUAAAUGGAGUAUAGCUGAAGCUUGGUGGGCAAAACUGAUUGGAUUCAUGACAGUUCUUACCUGGAAAUCUCCCUCUGUAAUUUAUUUCUUGAUUGUACAACUACUAGCGGUUUUUGUUGCUUUAGUUGGUAUAUACGGAAAUAGAUUUGGUCUGGUUCCAUGGCAGGCUUCUUGUUGGGGGCAUUUCUGUUCAGUUGUUGAACAUUUAGGUUCUCGUCUUAGGGUUGCUUCCUGUUUGCUGUUGCCUGCCAUUCAGCUGGUCGUGGGAAUUAGCCAUCCCUCAUGGGUUACUCUACCAUUUUUUAUUGGAAGCUGUGUUGGUCUUGUGGAUUGGUCUUUAACGAGCAAUUUUCUAGGGCUUUUCAGGUGGUGGAGGCCUCUUCAGCUCUAUGCAGGCUUCAACAUUGUCCUGCUUUAUGUGUACCAGCUCCCAAUAGGGUUCCCAAAUACAUUUCAAUGGAUAGCUGAUUUCAUUGGUCUGUUCAAAGUAUCUGCAAAUUCUGAGUGGCCUGAAAUUUGUUCUUGCUUUUCUCUUAUACUUUUCUAUAUCAUGCUAUCUUGUGUUAAAUGUGAUCUGGAGGAAAUGGAUUAUAUUAUGUCCACGGGAGAAAGUAGCUUGACUGAGCAACUUCUUCCCUCGAAGCAUUCAUUUUUCAUUCGUGAAUCAAGAUCUGGUGUAAAGCAUACCAAUGUUUUAUUGAGGGGAGCAGUGUUCCGGACAUUUAGUAUCAACUUUUUCACGUAUGGUUUCCCGGUCUCCUUGUUUGCUCUUUCCUUCUGGAGUUUCCAUUUUGCCAGUUUAUGUGCAUUUGGAUUACUUGCAUAUGUUGGCUACAUCGUAUAUGGCUUCCCCUCCUUAUUCCGUUUGCACCGGUUGAAUGGGCUGCUUCUUGUCUUCAUUCUCUUGUGGGCUGUUAGCACAUACAUUUUCAAUGUAGCAUUCGCUUUCUUGAAUCGGAAACUUGGAAAGGACAUGGAAAUUUGGGAGAUGGUUGGGUUGUGGCACUAUCCAAUACCUGGGUUCUAUCUGCUUGCACAAUUUUGUCUUGGAAUUUUAGUUGCCUUGGGUAAUCUAGUUAACAAUUCCGUUUUCCUUUGCUUGUCUGAUGAACAUGGGCAAUCUUCAGAUGAGAACUCUACAGUUGAAGUAGAGGAAGAGACGAAGGUAUUGAUUGUUGCCACAAUUGCGUGGGGACUGCGCAAAUGCUCUCGGCCUAUAAUGCUGUCACUGAUAUUCCUCAUUGCCAUGAAACCUGGUUUCAUCCAUGCUGUAUAUAUGAUAUUCUUUCUGAUAUAUCUUUUGAGCCACAACAGCAGCAGAAAUAUACGCCAGUCUCUGAUUCUUUUAUGUGAGGCUCACUUUGCACUAUUGUACAUUCUUCAGAUUGAUUUGGUUUCUAAUAGUUUGGAGCGAAAAGGCUCUUUUAGUAUGGAAGUUCUAUCGCAGUUAGGUCUGCUUGAAUAUGACAGUUCCUGGGAUUUCUUGGAAGUAGCUUUGCUUGCUUGCUUCUGUGCAAUCCAUAACCAUGGUUUUGAGAUGCUAUUUUCAUUCUCAGCAAUUGUGCAGCACACCCCAAGCCUCCCUAUUGGAUUUAGCAUCUUGAAAGCUGGUCUGAACAAAUCGGUUCUGUUGUCAGUUUAUUCCUCAACUACAAAAUACAGCCAAUAUAACCCUUCUUAUGAAAGAAGGAUAGCAUCAUUCCUCAGUGCAAUUGGGCAGAAAUUUCUAUCUAUGUAUAGAUCAUGUGGAACCUACAUUGCUUUCAUAACUAUUCUCCUCACGGUGUACCUGGUGAGACCCAAUCACAUAUCAUUUGGGUACAUAUUCCUUCUCCUUGUUUGGAUAAUUGGAAGACAACUUGUUGAGAGUACAAAAAGGCAGCUCUGGUUUCCAUUAAAAGCAUAUUCAAUCAUGGUGUUUAUCUUUAUCUAUAGCUUGAGCAGUUUCGCCAGAUUUGAGAUGUGGCUGUCCAGGUUGAUAGAUCUCUAUUUUUAUUUGGGCUAUAACCCGGAAGCUUCAUCGUUGGAAAAUGUUUGGGAAUCUCUGGCAGUCUUGAUUGUGAUGCAACUUUAUAGCUAUGAAAGGAGGCAGAGUAAGUAUAACAGGUCAGAUGAUUCGAAUCGACUGGACUCUGGAGCACUUGGGUUUUUCAAACGCACUCUUAUUUGGCAUAGCCAGAAGAUCAUGUUUAUUGCUUUGUUCUAUGCAUCUUUAUCCCCAAUUAGUGUACUUGGUUUUCUGUAUCUACUUGGCCUUGUCAUCUGUUCAACUUUACCUAAACAUUCCCGGGUCCCAUCCAAAUUAUUCUUAGUUUACACUGGAUUUCUAGUGACAGCUGAAUAUCUCUUUCAGAUGUGGGGUGAACAGGGAGGGAUGUUUCCUGGACAGAAACACUCCAAUCUAUCCCUUUUUUUAGGUUUCUCUGUAUUUAAGCAGGGCUUUUGGGGAAUAGAAUCAGGCUUGAGGGGAAAAGUUCUGGUGAUUGCUGCAUGUACUCUUCAGUACAAUGUCUUCCAUUGGUGGGAGAAAAUGCCAAGUCUUAUUCUAAACAAAGGGCAGUGGGAAGAGCCUUGUCCCUUGUUUGUUUCAGAAGAGGAUGUCUCAGUUGGUGUUACCCUUUCUAAUGAGGACAAUAACCAAUUGUCAGAUUCUGGCGCACUGUCUGUAAAACAAGAGGGGGUGAAAAGCAACUCACAGCCAUAUUUCACCUCUGGUCUGUCUCAAGCAUCUCAUCCCGUAUCCUCUAAAGCAGCAGGCUCUGAGGGUGCAAGUGCUAGUAAAUAUUCAUUUGGCUAUAUCUGGGGAAGCACCAGGGAGAGUCAUAAGUGGGACAAGAAGAGGAUUCUUGCAUUGAGAAAGGAGAGAUUUGAAACACAGAGGACUCUUUUGAAAAUAUAUUUGAAGUUUUGGAUGGAGAAUUUGUUUAAUCUCUUUGGUCUUGAGAUAAAUAUGAUUGCCUUGCUUCUUGCCAGCUUUGCUUUGUUGAACGCCAUCUCUAUGCUAUAUAUUGCACUGCUUGCUGCUUGCAUCCUUCUGGAUCGGCACAUUAUUCGUAAAUUGUGGCCCGUGUUAGUGUUCUUGUUUGCUUCUAUUCUUAUUCUUGAGUACUUUGCCAUCUGGAAGAACAUGUGGCCUUUGAACCAACAUAGUCCAAGUGAGACUGAUGUACAAUGCCAUGACUGCUGGAGAAGCUCGACUCUAAAUUUCCAGUAUUGCAAGAACUGUUGGUUGGGACUUAUUGUUGAUGAUCCUCGAAUGCUUAUCAGCUACUUUGUUGUCUUCAUGCUUGCUUGUUUCAAACUUCGUGCUGAUCGCUUGUCCAGUUUCUCAGGGUCAUCGACAUCUCGCCAGAUGAUAUCUCAACGUAAAAACGCAUUUGUUUGGAGAGAUCUAUCUUUUGAAACUAAAAGCAUGUGGACAUUUCUUGACUACCUGAGGCUUUACUGCUAUUGUCAUCUAUUGGAUCUUGUGCUUGCAUUGAUAUUGAUUACUGGAACCCUCGAGUAUGACAUUCUGCACCUUGGUUAUCUUGCUUUCGCACUGAUUUUCUUUCGAAUGAGACUUGAAAUACUGAAGAAGAAGAACAAGAUAUUCAAGUUCUUGCGCAUAUACAACCUUGUUCUUAUUGUUCUUUCUCUUGCGUAUCAAUCUCCUUUUGUGGGAGAAUUUUGUCCUGGGAAUUGUGAGACAGUGGAUUACAUUUAUGAAAUGAUUGGAUUUUAUAAAUAUGAUUAUGGAUUCCGGAUUACUGCAAGAUCUGCCCUAGUUGAAAUUAUCAUAUUUAUGCUUGUGGCACUUCAGUCAUAUAUGUUUUCCUCCCAAGAGUUUGAUUACGUGUCUCGAUAUCUUGAAGCAGAGCAAAUUGGUGCCAUUGUGCAUGAGCAAGAAAAGAAAGCUGCAUGGAAAACUGCUCAGUUACAGCAUAUUCGUGAAUCUGAAGAGAAGAAACACCAGCGUAACUUGCAAGUGGAGAAGAUGAAAUCUGAGAUGCUCAACUUGCAAAUCCAGCUUCACAGCGUGGGGUCAACUGCCAAUUGCAACGUCACUUCUCCUUGCAGUGAAGGCCUAAGGAGAAGGAGUACUUCUAUUACUUCAAAUAAUGAAGCUGGGACCCCUGAUAAGGAACUAAUUCUCGGGAAACAAGAACAGAUUAUCAGAGAGGAGUCAUUAUUCCCUUUUGAAUUGCAUGAAUCUGCUCCUAGUAUGACUGCAGAAAGUCCAUCAGCAGCUGAGUCUACAAAGCAUUCAGUGGGAUCUCUUCAUUGUGAGAUCACUGAAGUUGAAUUGGAUGUUUCUGAUAGUGCAUUUUUUGAUUUAGACAAGAAAGAGAAAGACAAAAGCCAAGCAAAGGAAAACCUAUUAACAUCGGCAGUACAGAUGAUAGGUGAUGGUGUUUCCCAAGUACAAUCUAUUGGAAAUCAGGCAGUCAACAACCUUGCAAGUUUCUUGAACAUAGAACAAGAAGAUUCAGGUAUGAAAGAGAACAUGUUUGCAGAGAAUGGAGUAUACGAUGAGAUGGAGAGCCAAAAAAUGGGGUACUUGUGUAUGGAAUCUAUGGAUCGCUCAUCUUCUCUGCAGUCUGAUCAAAGUUUUGAUGCUGCAAGUCUGCAGUUAGGAAGGAUCUUUCGUCACAUAUGGUCCCAAAUGAGAUCCAACAAUGAUGUUGUGUGUUAUUGUUGCUUUGUUCUUGUCUUCUUGUGGAACUUCAGUUUGCUUUCUAUGGUGUAUCUUGCAGCUCUAUUCUUGUAUGCUCUAUGUGUAAGUACCGGCCCAAGUUACAUCUUCUGGGUUAUCAUGCUAAUCUACACAGAAGUUUAUAUUUUGCUUCAGUAUCUGUACCAAAUUAUCAUCCAGCACUGUCGGUUAAGUAUUGACUCAGACCUACUUCGUGAGUUGGGAUUCCCUGCUCAUAAAAUCAGGUCGUCGUUUGUUGUCAGUUCUUUGCCUUUUUUUCUUGUCUACUUAUUUACCCUCAUACAGAGCUCUAUAACUGCAAAAGAUGGUGAAUUGAUGUCUUCUACAGACUUCAAUUUCUUUAAGAAGAAUGCUCUCUAUAGAAAAGAGGAUCUUGGGAAUUAUAGCUCGCAAGAGAGCACAUUGGGGCUGCUACAGCUGAUUGCAAAUACAGUAAAAUUGAUAAUCAGAAGCUUUUUUAGGUUCUGGAAAGCAUUGACACAGGGAGCAGAAUCUCCUCCUUACUUGGUCCAGGUGUCUAUGGAUGUCAAAUCCUGGCCGGAGGAUGGGAUUCAACCAGAGAGGAUUGAGUCUGGAAUAAACCAAUUGCUAAGAAUUGUCCAUAAUGAAAGAUGCAGAGAAAAAAACCCUAACCUCUGCCCUUUUGCUAGUAGGGUUCAUGUUCAAAGCAUUGAAAAAAGCCAAGAAACCCCAAAUAUGGCGUUGCUUGUUUUUGAGGUUGUAUAUGCAUCCCCUUUAACGGAGUGUGCUUCAGCAGAAUGGUACAAGUCACUUACUCCAGCAACUGAUGUGGCAAAGGAGAUUCUUGAAGCACAGCAUGCUGGGUUUCUUGAAGAAAUGGGAUUCCCUUACCCUAUACUCUCUGUAAUCGGGGGAGGCAAAAGAGAAGUUGAUCUGUAUGCCUACAUAUUUGGUGCAGAUUUGACUGUAUUUUUUCUAGUUGCAAUUUUCUACCAAUCAGUCAUAAAGAAUAAUAGCGAAUUUCUCGAUGUGUAUCAGCUUGAGGAUCAGUUUCCGAAAGAGUUCGUAUUUAUCUUAAUGAUUAUCUUUUUCAUGAUCGUGCUUGAUCGCAUAAUUUACCUCUGUUCCUUCGCAACGGGAAAAGUUGUUUUCUACCUUUUCAACCUCAUCCUCUUCACGUAUUCAGUUACAGAGUAUGCUUGGCACAUGGAGCCUUCCCAACAACAUGCUGCAGGGUUAGCACUUCGUGCUAUAUAUCUUGCUAAAGCCAUAUCUUUAGCUCUGCAGGCUAUACAAAUUCGAUAUGGGAUUCCUCACAAAAGCACCUUGUAUCGGCAGUUCUUGACCAGUGAAAUUUCCCGAAUUAAUUACUUGGGCUAUAGACUUUAUCGUGCUCUUCCCUUCUUAUAUGAGUUGCGAUGUGUACUUGACUGGUCGUGCACAACAACAUCUUUGACCAUGUAUGACUGGCUGAAGUUGGAGGACAUACAUGCAAGCUUGUACCUUGUCAAAUGUGAUGCAGUCUUGAAUAGAGCUACGCACAAACAAGGAGAGAAGCAAACAACAAUGACGAAAUGUUGUAAUGGGAUAUGUCUGUUCUUCAUAUUAAUCUGCGUUAUCUGGGCUCCUAUGCUGAUGUAUAGCAGUGGUAACCCGACAAACAUUGCCAACCCUGUUAAAGAUGCCAAUGUUCAGGUUGAUAUUAAAACAGCGAGUGGAAGGUUGACCUUGUACCAAACUACUCUUUGUGAAAGACUCCAAUGGGAUAAGCUCAAUGCUGAUAUUAAUCUUGAUCCCGGAGGUGUUUUGGACACAUAUAAUGAGAAUGAUAUCCAGUUGAUAUGCUGCCAAGCUGAUGCCAGUAUAUUGUGGCUUGUCCCCAAUGUGGUUCAGACGAGAUUCAUUCAGUCCCUUGACUGGGAGAUGGACAUGGAUAUUAUUUUUACUUGGGUACUUACCAGGGACAGGCCAAAGGGCAAGGAAGUUGUGAAAUAUGAAAGAACUAUUGAUCCUCCAUAUCUUCCAAAAAAAUCAGACGUUCAAAAAGUUCUCAAUGGCUCUAUGAACAGCUUUAGGAUAUAUAAUUUAUAUCCAAGAUACUUCCGUGUUACUGGUUCUGGUGAUAUCAGACCUUUGGAACAAGAGGAAAUAUCUGUUAGUGCGGAUCUUGUUAUAAAUCGUGUGGAUAAUGAAUGGUGGUCCUUCCAUGAUGUGAAUUCUUCGGAUGUUACCGGAUGUGGACGUUUGACAGGACCCAUGGCCAUCAUAAUUUCUGAGGAAACACCGCCUCAAGGUAUUAUUGGUGACACUCUCAGCAAGUUCAGCAUAUGGGGGCUGUACAUAACCUUUGUUCUUGCAGUUGGCCGUUUUAUCAGACUUCAAUGCUCUGACUUAAGAAUGAGAAUCCCCUAUGAGAACCUUCCUUCCUGCGACAGGUUGAUAGCCCUAUGUGAGGAUAUAUAUGCUGCAAGAGCAGAGGGUGAGCUUGGAGUAGAAGAGGUACUUUACUGGACGCUGGUGAAGAUUUAUAGGUCGCCACACAUGCUGCUUGAGUACACCAAAACUGAGUAGAAGAAUCCAAUGCAAAUGCUGCCUUCGCUUCCCAACAACUUCUCACACCUAGGUAUAGCAGAAGAAGGUACUAACUAGCAUUCAUUUAUAUUGGUAGGAUACAACCAAUCACAAUUCUUCUCUUGCGCUCCUGAGAAGCUCUCUGGCCAUAUUAAAUCUCCUUUAAUUUUGGUUACUGAAUUCUAGAUGUUUAUCAUACCGGCAUUCCGGCAUCUUGUGCUCUAAAUUUCCCUAUGUAUUUGUGCUACGUAUGUGCAUCUGGAAUUCUAUUCAACAAAAUCAGAUAGAACCAUACUAAUUAGGAAAAAAAAUUACU
This is a messenger RNA of Corylus avellana, 8079 nucleotides long. RefSeq names its product piezo-type mechanosensitive ion channel component. Gene Ontology annotation, biological process: cellular response to mechanical stimulus; detection of mechanical stimulus; regulation of membrane potential. Gene Ontology annotation, cellular component: membrane. Lineage: Eukaryota; Viridiplantae; Streptophyta; Magnoliopsida; Fagales; Betulaceae. Gene Ontology annotation, molecular function: monoatomic cation channel activity; mechanosensitive monoatomic ion channel activity. The record is from RefSeq and is a predicted model, not a curated record.